AUGAAGUUCUCAGCCAUCACUUCUGCCUGCGCCGGCGCAGCCUUCGUCGGCAACGUUGUGGCACAUCCAGGAAUGGCCAAGAUAGUAGAUGAGAUUAAAGCAAAUAUCAUGUCUCGUCAGGGCGGGCCUGUCGACCCAGCCCUCAACUCCAACGAACUUAUUGGCGACCUUUUGACGUUGCAGGACAGCCAGCUCACACCGGUCGCUAAGGAUAUCAAGGCCACAAUUCUAAACCAAGCUAACGGGGAGAGUUUGGAGACUUAUUCCAGCGUCCCUAGGCUUGGUACAUCGCAAUGCAAGGCUGACACCUGCUGUGUGUGGCAAUACAUUGCCAAUGAGAUGGUCACCGCCUUCAAGGGUCCAUCUGGCAGAUGCACCAAUGCUGCAAGGGCAGCCGUCCGCCUCGGUUUCCACGACGCGGCCGGAUGGUCCAAAAACACAGGGCCAGACGGCGGUGCCGACGGGUCGCUGAUCCUGGCGCCGGAGGAAAUCCGCCGCCCAGGAAACCGCGGCCUCGAGGAGGUUGUGACGCUGACCCAGUCUUGGUUCAACAAAUACAAAGGCUAUGGAAUCUCUGCAGCCGACCUGAUUCAGAUGGGUGCUAACGUCGCCACCGUUGUCUGCCCUCUCGGCCCUCGCACAAAGACCUAUAUUGGACGCAAGGACAACUCCAAGGCUGCCCCAGAUGGCCUCCUCCCACCCGUCGACGCGUCUGCCGACUUCCUAAUCAAGCUGUUUCAGGACAAGACCAUCCAGCCCAACGGUCUCGUCGCACUACUAGGUGCACACUCGACUGCUCAGCAACGCUUCGUCGACCCUCGCAGGGUUGGCGACCCCCAGGACAGUACCCCCGGUGUAUGGGAUAUGCUCUAUUAUAACGAGACCAUCAGCCCGAACGCGCCUGCUCGUGUGUUCAAAUUCGCGAGCGACAUUAAGCUGGCUGCGGAUCCCAGGAUGAGCAGACUGUUUACCGCCUUCGCCGCUCCCAACAACGCUGCGCAGCUGCCCUGGAACCUUCUCUACGCCCGCGAGUAUGUGCGCCUCAGCCUGCUGGGCGUCAACAACAUCAACUCGCUGACGGACUGCACCAAGGUGCUCCCGCAGCCCGUCAGAACAUUCGUGCCAAAUGACAGGUGCGAAGUGAAGACGUGGAUGUCGUCGACUAAGAACGUCCCGGCCAUUGCCAACGCCCUCCUGGACGGCAAGCUCAUCACCUCCAUCCCGGGGCUGUCAAGCCUCUUGAGUAGUAUCCUGGGCGGACUUCUCGGGCUAAUUGGCAUUGGCCGCACGGGGUCAAACUGCUGA
This is a messenger RNA of Diaporthe amygdali, 1305 nucleotides long. RefSeq names its product ligninase h2. Gene Ontology annotation, biological process: response to reactive oxygen species; hydrogen peroxide catabolic process; cellular response to oxidative stress. Gene Ontology annotation, molecular function: peroxidase activity; heme binding. Bases 1 to 1305 code for a protein of 434 amino acids. The transcript has 3 exons. NCBI's taxonomy places the organism in Eukaryota, Fungi, Ascomycota, Sordariomycetes, Diaporthales, Diaporthaceae. The record is from RefSeq and is a predicted model, not a curated record.